UCAUUGGUGCGUCCCUUAAACGUGUCACAACUUUUGAUGGAUUACCCCACUUCUGAGUGCUCAGGUGCGACUCACUCCGCUCCAUCCACUCGCUAGUGCGCGUCUCUCCGAACUCUGUCAGACUCAAACGAGCAACAUGUUCUUGGUGUCGUUCUCGUGGGCGCACCUGUGCGGGCUUGCGUCCGGGGUGCUGUCCACGCUGGUGGUGCUGAGCGCGUUUACGGUGAGUGGAACGAGCGCGGCCGCCACCGGCUGCCCGACGUGCGGCAUGCCUGCGAUGGAGAAGGGCACGGAGGAGCGUUACCUGGUCGAGAUAGCAAAACAGCAGAUCCUGAGCAAGCUUCACCUGCGGGAGAGGCCAAACAUCACGCAGACGGUGCCGCGUGCCGCGCUCAUGACGGCGCUGCGCAAGCUGCACGCGGGCCGCGUCAGACAAGACGGAACGCUGGAGCUGGACAAUAACGUGCCCAACUCGCGCACGAGUAACCAGGCAUACGAGAUAGUGAGCUUCGCUGAUGUCGAUGAGCGGGUUUCUGCCGGCACCGACACCAGUCUGUCGUUCCAGUUCCUGCAGGAGAAAGGUCACAGCGUUCAGGUGCUGCAGUCGUCGCUGUGGCUUUACGUGCGUCCGGCCGAUGCGCCUCAUCACCGUGGCCGUGUAAACGCAGAAAUCUCCCUGCCGGCAUCGAGCGGCGCUAAUCGCACGCUGCUGCUCCAGAGAAGCGUGGAUGUGUCACGAGGCGGAUGGCACACGUUCCCGGUCACCGGCGCCCUGCAGGCCUUCCUGGACGGCGGCCAGCGGAGGCUCCGUCUUGAGGUGCACUGCGAAGACGGCGGUCGAAACCUGUGCAGUCACGAAGCAUCCGGCGACUCCUCUCACCAGCCUUUCCUAGUCGCGCAGGUACAGUUGCGUGAAGACGCCAACAAACACGCACUGAGCAAACGCUCGCUGCGAUGUGGCGACGACGUGAGCGUGUGCUGCAAGAAAGACUUCUACAUCAAGUUCCGCGACAUACAGUGGCAGGACUGGAUCAUAGCACCAGAGGGCUACCACAUGAACUACUGCAUGGGACAGUGUCCGCAGCAUUUAUCCGGCUCGCCCGGCAUCGCCUCUUCAUUCCACGCCACCGUCUUCAGUCAACUGAAGGCCAACGGCAUCCACACGGCCGUGUCGUCUUGCUGCGUUCCCAUCCAGAGACGGCCGCUCUCCAUGGUCUACUUCAACUCGCAGCACACCAUCGUGAAGACCGACGUCCCGGACAUGAUCGUCGAGUCCUGCGGGUGCACAUAAAGAACAAUUACGUGACUUAAAGGGUUAGUUAACGCAAAAAUGAAAAUGAGCCCGUGAUUUACUCACCCUCA
Molecule: messenger RNA, 1362 nt
Organism: Sinocyclocheilus grahami
Lineage: Eukaryota; Metazoa; Chordata; Actinopteri; Cypriniformes; Cyprinidae
Product: inhibin beta B chain
Exons: 2
Coding region: 137-1291 (384 amino acids)
Cellular component (GO): extracellular region
Molecular function (GO): growth factor activity; cytokine activity; hormone activity
Source: RefSeq, a predicted model, not a curated record